Molecule: messenger RNA, 1406 nt
Organism: Osmia bicornis bicornis
Lineage: Eukaryota; Metazoa; Arthropoda; Insecta; Hymenoptera; Megachilidae
Gene: Rad60
Exons: 6
Coding region: 395-1285 (296 amino acids)
Biological process (GO): cytokine production; positive regulation of transcription by RNA polymerase II
Molecular function (GO): protein binding
Source: RefSeq, a predicted model, not a curated record
AGUGAUACAAGGUAUGCAUGUAGAGAAGCGACAUCAGCGCUGCCUGGAUUUUCUGCGCCGAGUUAAAAUUUGCAUCAAGUUCACAAGAGUGGAGCUUGGAGGGCCUGUUAGUCACUGUAUGUACAUAAUACUGAUACAAUAUACAAUGUGCAAAAUAAAUUUGUGAUGUUCAAACGAAAGUUUUUAUUUAAUUAUAUACUAUAAUGUAUGUCAAUGUUAUGUACACUUUGUUAUGUUUUUAAUGUAGUUAUAUUAUCUUUAUAUGCUACUGUAAACUAUGUACUACCGAAAAAAAUAUUAAAUUUAACCUUAUUUUAUCUUUUUGUAGUAAGUAUUUAAAAACACUUCUAUUUAUUUAAUAUUGUGAAUGUUGUAUAUCGUUGAAUAUUAAGUGAUGAAAACAGAGCAGUUAGGAAGUUCAUCUGAGGAUGAUGAUGUGUAUUUGAAUGCUGUAGCAGUAUUAAAAGCUCUGAAGAAGAAGCAAACAUUACCACAUGGCAGUCAAGAGACUGAGGAAAAAGUAGAAAAGAAACCAGAAGAAUUGAAGAUUCAAAUACCAGAAAAAAAUGUAAAAGAACAAAGGCCAAAGAGGAAAACAAGGGGUAGAAGAAAAACUGCUGGUACUAGCUCAUCAAGGCAGAAACAAGGAACUUCAGCAGAUCAAGAUUCAGAUUUGGAAAUUGUUUCUGUAGAAGAAACAUCAAAACCAACGGCAGCAGCUGAUGAAAAUGAUAUAUUAAUAGUAGAAAAUUGUGUAGAUGAAACUUCAAAUCCUGCUGGGGAUGAGAACUAUGAUCUGUCUGUAAAAAUUCUCUGGCGAUCAAGAAACGUGCAUCGCCUGAACAUUCGUAAAAAUGAAAACUUCCAUAAAAUAUUCGAGUAUUUUGCUGAUUUAGAGAAGGUAUCAAUAGAUGAGAUUUUAAUAACAAAGAAGGAUAAAAUUAUUAAAAAGAGUGAUACUCCGGCUUCUAUUAAUUUAUCUGUGAUAGACAUACUUGAAGGAGGUAUUGUCAAGAAAGACAGUACUACACCUCAAAAUAAUGAAGAGAAUGAUGAAAACACUUGCGUUAUAAAAGUACAAACAACAACAAAGAAAACCAUAACCGUAUCCGUUAAACGAGAUGAAAAUUUCCAAGUUCUUUCUGUAAAAUGUGCUCAAGCUUUAGACGUCGAGGAAUCAAAAAUUAAAUUAUAUUUUGAUGGAGAAUUAAUUACAUUAACAGAUACUCCCGAUUCACUAGAAAUAGAAGAUGAAGCAUGUUUCGAUCUCAAAUUAGCUUCGUAGGUAAUUAAUUUUUCUAUAUUUAUGAAGAAAAUAAUCUACUUCUACUAAGUCAUUAUAAUUAUUUGAGAUAACAACUUAAAUAAUAAAAAAUAUAUUAAAGUAAUAUAUCUGAUAAAAAACA